This is a messenger RNA of Brassica oleracea var. oleracea, 2084 nucleotides long. RefSeq names its product serine/threonine-protein kinase tricorner. NCBI's taxonomy places the organism in Eukaryota, Viridiplantae, Streptophyta, Magnoliopsida, Brassicales, Brassicaceae. Bases 249 to 1937 code for a protein of 562 amino acids. The record is from RefSeq and is a predicted model, not a curated record. Gene Ontology annotation, molecular function: ATP binding; protein serine/threonine kinase activity. Gene Ontology annotation, biological process: intracellular signal transduction; peptidyl-serine phosphorylation. The transcript is spliced from 15 exons.
UUGGACUCCUCCCUUUGGAGAUCUUUAUUAAUUAAAAAUAAACAAAAAAAUAAUCUUCCUGCAGUUUCCAAGUGAAUGCGUGUAAGCAAGUGUUCGAAUUCGAAUUCGAGCGAGCUGAAUCAAAUCUGGUUUGAAUCGAUUGAAGGCCCAAUCCAGAAACGAAGAAGUAGAUCAUUUUUGAAUUUGGAGUUAUUGAGCUCUCCAUUAAUUAAGAAGCGUGGGGGAAUCUGCUUCAGGUUUCAUUAGAGAUGGCGACGGAGUCUACAAGGAGCUGGUUCCAGAUACGGCAGCAGAGACCAAGCCCGGCCAAAAAGGGACAAGAGGGAAAUGUGAAGAAUAGUGGCAGGCCCCCUAUGAAUGAUGCACCUUCAAACGCUACAAAACAGAAAGUUGCUGCGGCAAAGCAGUAUAUUGAGAAUCAUUAUAAAAAUCAGAACAAGAGUCUGCAGGAAAGAAAAGAGCGUCUGAGCAUCUUGGAACAAAACCUAGCGGAGGCUGAUGUUCCUGUUGAAGACAAGAUGGAUAUUCUGAAGAACUUUGAGAAAAAGGAAAUAGAGUACAGGCGUCUGCAAAGACAUAAGAUAGGGGUUGAUGACUUUGACCUUCUCAGCAUCAUUGGCCGGGGUGCUUUCGGAGAGGUGAGGAUUUGUAGAGAGAAAUCUACGGGCAACGUAUAUGCAAUGAAAAAGCUAAAGAAAUCUGAGAUGCUUCGAAGAGGCCAGGUGGAACAUGUCAAAGCUGAAAGAAAUGUGCUUGCAGAAGUCGAUAGUCCUUUCAUCGUCAAGCUUUGCUACUCCUUCCAAGAUGACGAACAUCUGUAUCUUAUUAUGGAAUACCUCCCUGGAGGUGAUAUGAUGACACUGCUGAUGCGAAAGGAUGUCUUAAGGGAAGAUGAGACUCGGUUUUAUGUUGCACAGACAAUCCUUGCUAUUGAGUCCAUCCAUAAGCAUAAUUACGUUCACAGGGAUAUAAAGCCUGAUAAUUUAUUGAUAACUCGUAAUGGCCAUAUCAAGCUCUCGGACUUUGGAUUGAGCAAGUCUUUGGAAAGCAAAAAUUUCCCAGAUUUCAAGGCGGAGCUUGUUGAGAGGAAUACAAGGCCUGCAGCAGAAAUUGAUAGACUCUCCAAGCCUCCUUCUGCACCUAAGCGAACUCAGCAAGAACAGCUUUUACAUUGGCAACAAAACAGAAGGACCCUGGCUUUUUCUACAGUAGGCACUCCCGAUUACAUUGCCCCUGAGGUGCUGCUGAAGAAAGGAUAUGGAAUGGAGUGUGAUUGGUGGUCUCUUGGAGCAAUCAUGUUCGAGAUGCUCGUGGGAUUUCCUCCAUUCUAUUCCGAAGAGCCGUUGGCAACAUGUAGAAAGAUUGUAAACUGGAAAACCUGCUUGAAAUUCCCUGAUGAAGCUAAGCUCUCUGUCGAGGUAAAAGAUCUCAUCCGAAGACUCCUCUGCAAUGUCGAACAGAGGCUCGGAACCAAAGGAGUUCAUGAAAUCAAAGCUCACCCUUGGUUUAAAGGAAUUGAAUGGGAAAGAUUAUACGAGUCAAAUGCCCCAUAUAUACCGAAAGUGAAACAUGAACUUGAUACCCAAAACUUUGAAAAGUUUGAUGAGGUACCAUCUACUUGCCAAACCUCUGCAAAGUCUGGCCCUUGGAGAAAGAUGAUCUCAUCUAAAGAUGUAAAUUUCGUUGGUUAUACAUUCAAGAACCUUGAGAUUGUUGAUGAACACCAUAUCCCUGGCAUGGCGGAACUGAAACGGAAGAGUAAGACACCAAGGAAACCAUCUCUCAAGACACUGUUCGAAACACCGUACCCUCCUCCUGAGAAUCAAGCUUUACAGGAUUUGCUAGAUUCACCUAUUUACUCUGACGGGGGAUCUAUAGGCUCAUCUGGAUCACCAUUUUCACAUCCGAAUCAGUCUCACAAUGUUUCCCGGAGAUGAUCAAAAGGGUGAUAGCAAAAGUAAAAGGAAGUAAUUUUCCUUCAGUUGCACAAGUUUUCAUCUUUUCAUUCAUAUAUACCCAUGUAUUGUAAAAAUAGUAAACACCCAAAAGAGAAUUAAACGAAUAUGCAUAUAGAAAACUUUAUA